AUUGCAAGACUGUGCUGUGUUAUUUGAAAUCCGCGCAUUACUCCACAGUAAUGGGUGAGCUGUGUGUCGAAGGCAUCAGGAGAAACCAGAUCAUGGCUUUGCCGAGUGUCCUGAACUACAGAAUCUGGUCCUCCACGGGGCCUCGAAGCCUGCCGAGCCUGGCCAGGCGAGGGCCAAGCACCAAGCUGCGGAAGAGCCUGUUCGGCCCCGUCGACCACGCCGAGAACCUGCGAUUCGUGCGCGAGGAGCUGGACAAGAUCUCGCGAGAGGACUCCGAGCGGUGGAACUUCGACUUCGCGGCGGAGGAGCCCCAGGAGGGACGCUACGAGUGGAAGACCGUUGGCGAAGUGACACCUGAGGCGAAGAAGUCAAGCCCACUCACUUGCCUCACGAACAAGAAGCAAGUGAAACGAUUGCAGACCGACUUACCGGCCAACAUGAAGCAAAGACUGUGCACCGACUAUUUCAGAAAAACCUCGCACAAGACCCAGAGAACGGUGCCCAAAGUGAAGGACAGUGUUCUCAGCAGUUCUAAUAAAAUGAACAUCACAAAAUCCAGCAAAGUUUGAAAGUGAGAAACGGGAAAUAACUUAAGUAUCCAGGCCUUUUACAUAAGAAAUGCCAAAUACAUAUUCUGUAACAUGUGUGUACAGUAUAGUGCUCUUCUAAGUUAUCUAUGUAGGGGCCAGAUACACCAAAUUUCCCAGAAAUAGGUUCAGGAAAUUAAAAUCUCGGUGAGCCAAAGACUAUCUCGUAAGGAACGACAAGUGUUGAGAGGAGAACCAACACGCUGAAUCUACUCGGUGAAAGUCGUCGUAUCGAGACGUGGAUUGUACGAUGCUGUUCGCGUGAGUGUCUACCGCUUCCUUCUACCUCCUUGACCUCCACUGCUGUUCCGGAAACUAUACUCAUCUCCCUGCGACGACUGCAACUCCGGAUGCAUCUACACCUGUGUUCCGGGUACAGUCCCUCGACGUGCUUCAACCCGCGGCUUCCCUAGACCCCUCAAAACAAGAAUGCUCCGGAAUACAUGUGGCUGCCUUGUGUACCUGUUCUUCUGGCAGUGCUCCUUCGAUCAAGCAAAUUUCCUGUUGUUUUCAAUCACUUCUCGUUUCUGCUUCACGACAAGCACGGAGGCAGGAGGGAAUCAAAACUUAAAUACAAGUUAAUUUCUAACUAUGUGGUAACUGCAAACAGAUAGUGUGACUUCAUAAGAUCAACAUUGGUUCCAACUUAAUUGUAUAUCAUAUCAAAAUUGUCUAUUCAAUGUCACUGAGUUCAUUAUUUUAAUUGUUUUGAUGCGUUUCCAGUAUUAUGUUAUUUAACCUUGAUUUUGUGCACUUGUUAUCACUGUGUUUAUGUGUUUGUGUUAUCCACUGUUGCUGUGUGUUUUACUUGUUAUGAUGAUUUAAACACUAUUCUUUUUUUCCUUUUCAAACUUUGUCCAUAUGUUAUUUUAAACUUGUAUGGAAUCCCAAGAUCUCGUCUAUUUUACAUUAUUUAUUAUAUUAAUAUAUAUUAUAUUUGUACAUAAGAGAUAUAUAUUUUGUGAGGCCAAAUGGUCCAUAUUUAUGAAGGCGUGACUGUAAUAAAUGAAUGUUGAAUUUA
This is a messenger RNA of Penaeus vannamei (Pacific white shrimp), 1608 nucleotides long. NCBI's taxonomy places the organism in Eukaryota, Metazoa, Arthropoda, Malacostraca, Decapoda, Penaeidae. The record is from RefSeq and is a predicted model, not a curated record.